Molecule: messenger RNA, 1743 nt
Organism: Panthera uncia (snow leopard)
Lineage: Eukaryota; Metazoa; Chordata; Mammalia; Carnivora; Felidae
Gene: SLC10A6
Product: solute carrier family 10 member 6
Exons: 7
Coding region: 244-1527 (427 amino acids)
Biological process (GO): bile acid and bile salt transport
Cellular component (GO): membrane
Molecular function (GO): bile acid:sodium symporter activity
Source: RefSeq, a predicted model, not a curated record
GAACAGAAGUGGAAAGCCUUACUUACCAGUUUAUUAUAUGUUUCAUGCCCAUGAUAAUUACUUUUAUAAUGCCACUCAUGAAUACAUUGAUCAGAUUAGGAUGAAUCACCUGGCUGGCCAAUAGCUAUUGGAAUGACUCUCCAUGCAUGACUUGGUUGUGUUAUUACAAAACGUGGAAGAAUAGACCUGCCUAGCUGUUGCAGCAGAUGUUCAUUUGUCAUGCUGUCUUAAGGAGAUGAAGAGAUGAGAGCAAACUGUUCCAGCAGCUCAGCCUGCCCUGCUAACAGUUCGGAGGAGGAGUUGCCCGUGGGACCGGAGGUACAUGGGAACCUGGAACUUGUUUUCACAGUGGUGUCGGCUGUGAUGAUGGCCCUGCUCAUGUUCUCCUUGGGAUGCUCUGUGGAGUUCCGGAAGCUAUGGUCGCACAUCAGGAGACCCUGGGGCAUUGCUGUAGGACUGCUCUGCCAGUUUGGCCUCAUGCCUCUUAUGGCCUAUCUCCUGGCCAUCAGCUUCUCUCUGAAGCCAGCCCAAGCCGUUGCUGUUCUCGUCAUGGGGUGCUGCCCAGGGGGAACCAUCUCAAACAUUUUCACCUUCUGGGUCGAUGGAGAUAUGGAUCUCAGCAUCACUAUGACGACCUGUUCCACUGUGGCUGCCCUGGGAAUGAUGCCGCUCUGCCUGUAUCUCUACACCUUGUCCUGGAAUCUUGAGCAGAAUCUCACCAUUCCAUAUCAGAAUAUAGGAAUCACCCUUGUGUGCCUGACCAUCCCUGUGGCCUUUGGUGUCUAUGUGAAUUAUAGGUGGCCCAAGCAAUCCAAAAUCAUUCUCAAGGCCCAUACACUGAGGCUUAUGGACACAGUCAAGAAUGGGACUUUUGCUGUAGUGACAGGAAAGCCAAGGCCUAUGUGUGGCCAGAGAGAACCCAGAGCCCAUCUAUUCACAAGAUUCCACAUGAGUGCUCUCGAGGUGAAAGCUGCUCAGAUUGGGGCCAUUGUUGGUGGGGUCCUCCUUUUGGUGGUCGCAGUUGCUGGUGUGGUGUUGGCAAAAGGAUCUUGGAAUUCAGACAUCACUCUUCUGACCAUCAGUUUCAUCUUCCCCUUGAUUGGCCAUGUCACGGGCUUUCUGCUGGCACUUCUUACCCACCAAUCUUGGCAGAGAUGCAGGACGAUUUCCUUAGAAACUGGAGCUCAGAAUAUUCAGAUGUGUGUCACCAUGCUCCAGUUAUCUUUCACUGCCAAGCAGUUGGUCCAGAUGCUUAGCUUCCCACUGGCCUAUGGACUCUUCCAGCUGUUGGAUGGAUUUCUCAUUGUUGCAGCAUACAAGAUGUACAAGAGGAGAUUGAAGAAUGAACACAGAAAAAAGAACACACGUUGUGAAGAAGGCUGCCAUAACAAGAAAUCCACUUCUCCCAAAGAGACUGGUGCUUUUUUGGAGGUGAAUGAGGAAGUCACCAUAACUUCUGGGCCAUCAAUGCCGAUGGAUCUCCACACAACCCUUGAGCCACCUGGCCACAUCUCUUCUGGUACCUAGUAAGGGUUGCUGGCCUGACUGGUCUCCAUCUUCCUCAGUGGCCAGUAAAGACAGUGCAGAACUGAUGUUUGGAUCUCAUUGGCAGGGCCUAUGGGAAUAUUGGAUAUUUAUAUUUUCAUGUGGUUUGUGAACUGUCAUAGGAUCCAUUUUUGAGAAUGUAUUCUGCCUCUUUCCGGGAGUCUUUUGGGGGUUUGCACAAUAUAUUUACUAGCUGCU